Molecule: messenger RNA, 5138 nt
Organism: Metopolophium dirhodum (rose-grain aphid)
Lineage: Eukaryota; Metazoa; Arthropoda; Insecta; Hemiptera; Aphididae
Exons: 5
Coding region: 2873-4897 (674 amino acids)
Source: RefSeq, a predicted model, not a curated record
AAUACGCGCCAACCGCCUGGCGUAGCAAAACACAAUAAUAUUUUCAAGGACGUCAUCAUCGUCAUGGAGUCAAAUAUUUUUGGGGAUUAAAAAUCACAACGGGUUUCUAAUUUAGGCGCAAUCAUUUUUUUAAUUCAUUGAACAAUACUCUUAUAUAAUAAUAUAACAUAAAAUUUAAUUUUUGACUGCAAGAGAAAAUAAUGUUUGAUAAUAUAUUAUUGAAUUCGAUUUGAUGUGAUGAACUGCAAUAAAAACUUUUUUGUUUUGAAAGUAUUUUGGUUUCACAAUCACUAUCCAAUAAUAUAUGUUAACAUCGAUCUAUGUGAAAUACUUAUUUUUCUGUACCUACGCACUUUGGAUGUACCUACGCCGCAUGUAUGUGCGAUUGUGCAGUGAAAUACAAAAAUAACAAUAUCCGUGACAGUUGGAAAGACAUUCUGUCCCCGAAAAUACCAUCUACAAAAACAAAGUUAACGUACUUUUUUGGUAGAAAAAAAAACAUUUUAUAGUGUCAAUAUUAUUAUACCCAUUGAACUGUCGUGUAAUAAUAAUUGUGUGUACCUACAAAUGAUAUUUAUUUUACUAGAUAUCAUCAUUAUCGCGUGUGUGGGGGAUAAUAUUAUUAAUAUUUAUAAUACUAACCUACAGGUAAAAUGGGAAAAAAUUAUUUUUAAAAGAAACAUCAUCGUCCCCCCCCUCCUACCCCGGUAUCAUCGGUACCUAUAUCUUAUAAUGUCAGUUAGUCACCGCUUCCGGAUCAGCACACACACGCACUUCGUUCGAGACAUUAACACGUCACGCCAAUAUAUUAGACAUUUUGUCACGAGCACUUAAAAGCACCACCGGACUAGCCUUAAAAACCCGCGAAACGGCAAUUUUUUUUACGACCGCGGCUAAUGCGUCCGAACGAUCUAAUCGUCGAUUACCGGCGAAAUAUAUUAUUAUACAAGGUAAGUCCCCGAACAAAACAAUCGAUAUUUGCAUAAUACUUUGUGCAAAUUACAAUAAAUACGUAGUAUAGUACGUUGUACAACUGCAACGGCAGCGGCGGCAGUAUAUUAAUGUACCUACUUAUUAUUAUUAUUAUUAUCAUCAACGCGAUACCAGCUUUAUGCCUUACCGCGGCUAUAAUAUGUAUAGUGCCGCGAACAAUUAUUAUUAUUAUUAUUGUUGUUUAUUAAACGAGUGGUUAUUGCGAGACAAAUAAAAAAAAAUGUUACGUGCGCUUCGACUCGCUGCAGAGAAUACUAUAGAAUAGGAGGUAUAGGUACCUCUACUUAUACGUAUAAUAUUAUGUCUGUACGAUAAAUCGUGCGAUUUGUAAUGAAAGUCGUUCACCGCACACGAAAAACGCUGUAUCAAAAUCGAAAUAUAUAUUAAAUUAUAACGUUUCGGCCGCGCGAAUUAUAAUCAUACGAAAUAAUAAUAAUAUUAUUAUAAUAUACCUAUCGUAUCCGAGAUACACCGUGUUAUUAUAUUAAAAUCGCAUAAACGCGACUAGAGCUGUUGUAUUAUACUUAGGGUGCUGAAAUUUCACUCGUAAUAAUAUCAUAUUAUAUACAAUUCAGUCGUAUACUACACUGCACACCCGCGGCGGCUACCAAACGCCUACUUAACACCUACCUACCCAUACAUUAUAUUUUUAUUAUUUAAUACGCCAUCCGUUUUUAACUCGUAAGACACGGCACACAGAUUUCGAGUUUUUUUCUUUUUUUUUCUUCGCUCGGAUCAAACGAUAUUAUUAUUAUCAUUUUUUUUUUUUUACACGAGCCAGACAGAUCAUGUCAUUCGCUCGUAUAAUUAUCAUCAUCAUCAUCAUCAUCUCAACAACACAGCUGUUUUACGUAGACAUGUUUUCGAGAAGGCCCUACAACAUCAACACUACCUAUAUAGGUAUAUUGUAAUAUGCCUGCACGACGUGGUGUUGCGUCUGCACAAAGAUAAUUUUCUUUUUCUCUAAGCCAUUUCCAUAUUAUGUACCUAUAUAAUAUGUGUAUGGUUUCAGAAUCGCCGUUCAAUGUCGUCGUAUGUCGUCGUUCUGGUAAGUAUACUAAUAAUAACACACAAGGCCGGACAUUAACGAAUUAAAAAGUUAAGUUACUUUUAACAAGGUUACAUAUUAAUGAGUUACAUUUUUUUUCGUUAAAGAUGCUACUCUAACUUAACGAAUUAUUUAUUUUUUCAAACCAUGUUGUUAGUUACUACCUAAUCAGUGUUAAUUGAUUUUACUGUCGUACUAAGUCAAUCUCUUUUCUCACAUAAAUCCCAUGGAAUAAUUUUUAACAUCAGGUUAGGUUCAUCAUCCACCUGCUCAUUCCGUUAUUUUUUUCUGUCAAUUCUUCUUCUUCUUCGUCGUCUUCUAGGAUUUUACAGGCCUUUAAGGCCCAUGGCCACAGCAACAUAUAAUUGUCUCCAUACACCUCUAUUUCUCGCACAUUCUUCUUCAUUUCUUACAUUCAGAAGUUUUAGUUCUUCCUUAUUAUAUCUAUCAAUCUUGGUUUUGGCCGUUCUCUAGAUAUCUUAGUGCUGAAUUCUGUCAAUUACUCCUAUAAUUCAUGCAAUAUGUAUCUUUAUGUUUGCUAAAAAUGUUUUUGUUUUCGAUGCAUAGUAUAGUACUUUUAUUAAAUCUGCUUAUUGUGCAUUAGCAUAGGUUGCAUAAAUAUUAAAGUAUAAAGUUAUUUACUUAAAUUAUUUUAAACUAAGUUGAGUUACAUUUUUUCUGCAUGUAACUUUUAAAAGUAUUACUAUAGGUACAAAAAAUAAAAGUAAUUCGCGAUUAAGGAAAAUCAGGUUUUCUUGUCCAGCUUCGUCAAUAAUAAUUUUACGAUGUUAUAACAAUAUUAUACCUAUAAUAUGACACUAUUAUGUUCCUAUGGUUAACGAAACAUCGUCGGCGCAGGGCCUGUUAUCGACGUUAUCUGUGACGACUACUUUCGGGCGACUCGAGCCGAUACGUUCCAAUUUAAGUGGCAUGAAGCUGUAUACGACCACAACGUCCACGGUCGGCGGCAUAAUCUCAUCGAUCGAGAAUGGUUCGUCGUCGUUGGGCAGAGGGGUGAUGGUAAUGGCGAUCCACUGGUCCGGAAGCGGCGGCCGACCUGGCGGAAGUGGCAGUGGCGUCGACGACGAAGUACCGUACGGGUUCUUGCGGGCUCUGCAGGCCCGCUACGAGCAACCCGUUUACGCGGUCGAUCUGGACCGUCUGCUGUCCGACGGCCGUACGCGUGACACUGACGGCGGAGCAGACGCGCUCCCCGAGCCCUGCCGACGUCCCGUCGACCACGGUCUGGGGUCCCUGUUACCGCUGCGGUCCCGGUACGUGGUCCUGUUCCGCGGUAUCGCGCCGCCGGCCUGGGACCCGGACCCGUUCGUCGAACUGGCCCAACUCAACUACACGUUUUGGGACGUGGACGUGUACUACCUGAUCGUCGUCGACAACGGUUUCGACCCUGGCGUCCGACAGAUGGUGUACAGCUUGUGGCGCGACCUCUCCAUUUACAAGGUAAUCGUGGUGACGCCAACCGUGAUCAAGAUCCUCGAUCCGUUCGUCCACAACGCGGUCGACGGCCGGUUCUUGAACGUACCGCCGCGGUCACUGAGACGGAUACCCGGUAUACUCCAUUCGCGGAUCGGUAACCUGCGGCGAUUCCCGCUGCGGUUCGUCAUCAACAAUCGGAUGCCGACGGUGAUCGCGACGACGGGCGGCACGUACGUCGGCCAGGACGGCACGUUCGCCACGGUGCUGGCCGCCAAAAUGAACGCCACACCGGUUUACGUUUCCCAGCCGUCCGCCAACGGUAAGAUCAGUUACGGGUACAGGCGGACGGCCGGCAGGGCGUACGGCACGUUCGCCGGUGUGAUCGGCGGCCAGGCCGACGUCUCGGUCAACGGACACUUUCUGAAAGACUACAACUGUUACUUGGCCGAGCUCACCAGACACAUAACCAGCGACAAGGUGUGUCUGCUCACGCCCAAGGCCGGCGUCAUCCCGCCGAUGAUGACCGUGUUGAUGAGCUUCCAGAGAGAAGUCUGGAUGAUGACUGCCAUCACGUGCGUACUGGUUACCGCCAUAUACUUCGCGGCCGCGGCGUUGGACACGCACAGGCCCGGACCCACGGGAUCCGACUUGGGGCUGGAGAUCUACAGGAUGUUCAUCGGCGCACCGACCAACCGAGUUUUCGCUCUCUCCUGUCGCAGGAUAUUGACUUCGUUUUGUCUGUUUUUUACCCUUGUCAUCUUGAACGCUUUUCAGGGCUCAUUGGUGACGUUUUUGAACACUCCGAUGCACUAUCCCGAUGUCAAUACGUUCACCGACCUAAAACAGUCGGACUUGCCGAUUCGGACGUCCAGCAUCAGUUUCAAGGAAAUACUCACCGGAGACCCAAACUUGAAGUCUCUAGCCUACCGGGUCGAGAAAUGGGAAAAAGAAGUAGACAUACAUAAUUCUGACGGCCAGUUCGCCGGGUUCGAGCGCGUUAACGUCUUCAAUUUGGAACAUUUCAAAGACGUUCUGUUCAUCGCCAACAGGAACAACACUCGCGUACUGCACACAAUGAACGAGUGUCUGAUAUCGUACUUUAUAUCAUACGUAGUUCAUAGGAAUUCACCGUAUAAAAGAAGAAUAAAUAUCUUGCUGUCGUGGAUCGAUCAGGCUGGACUGGUACUCAAGUGGAACGGUGACGUUUCCAAGUACAUAUUUAAUAAAUACAAGCCAAUCAAUCCCAAAGAUUACGAUACUUCGAAAGUUUUUUCUGUCAGAGAUCUCGAAAUAGCAUUCAUUGUUUUAUCAUUCGGAAUUAUCUUGAGCAUUACUGUAUUUAUCAUUGAAAUGAUGAUUAUGUACAAAGCACCGAAAAUGCGCACACCACACCCUCCUCAUCUUCCAUUCUUACAUUAAUACACUACCAUUAAUCAACGUAUAAUAUUAUGAAUUAAUACUUUCUACUUUAAUACAUAAUAAUAUUCAAAAGUAUUUUUCAUUUUGUUUUAAAUAUUAUUAUCGAAAUAAACAACGAUAGCUAUAUACUAUAUAAUACAGUCUGUAGAAGCACUGUUUGCGCGCACAGAUCAAAAUAUACGUGUAUUUGAAUAGUGUGUCGAUUUCUAUGGAUUUUUUUUUUAAUAACAUGUAACUAAUU